AUGGACAUCCCGCCUUUAGCAUCAUCAGCUGAUUUGACUCAGGUACCACCAUUAGAUGAUAAUAUUAUCUCAACUCCAACUCAUGAUUUUCAGAGGGAGAUAAUUAAUGGUAUAGAAAAUAAUGAGGUUACAUUGAGUAAUCAGAAAAAUUUAGAUAAUAUGGAAAUUGAUAUAAAUAAAUCAAAUAUCAAUAAUGAUAUAAAUACCAGUAAUGAAGAUAAUAGGAAAUCUAAUGGAGAGCAUAUUCAGAAUGAUCAACCUUCUACGGGUGAGGCAGGGAUACGUCCUAUAAAGUCAGAGAUUGAAGAAGAUGAAAAAUGUUCAGAUAUAAGUCAAAAAAGUAUGGAGCAAGCUGCGAAGAGACAAAAGAGUAGUAGCAAGUCUAAAAAGAAGACUUAUAAUCCACGAGAUUUUCAUACGCCAAAAAUGCAUUCUGAACAAUAUAUAACUAGAUCAGGAAGAAAAAUAAAAACACCAGAAAAAUAUGAAGAUGAAAUGUAUAUUGAACAAAUAUAUACAAUUGCUGAUAAAAUAAAUUUUAAUGAUAAAUGUUGGAUUGAUGCAAGACAAGAAGAAUUAGAUAGAUUUAAAAAUCUAGAAGUAUAUGAAGAAGUACCAAUUCCAACUAAUAAGAAAAUACUUACAUGUAGAUGGGUAAAUACCAUUAAAAAUGAUUCAUUGAAGAAAAUGAAAUAUAAAUCAAGAUUAGUUGCUAGAGGAUUUACACAGAGAGCAAAUCAUGAAUUUGAUUGGACAGAACUAUAUGCUCCAGUUACUACUUUAACUAAUAUAAGAAUAUUAUUAAACUUAGCAAUUAAUAAAGAUUAUAAAAUAAAUCAUUUAGAUAUAAAAUGUGCUUAUUUAAAUUCAAAAAUUACAAGCCCAGAAGAUAUUUAUAUGUAUGCACCAAUUGGAGUUUCCAUCAGACCAAAUUAUUGUUGGAAAUUGAAAAAGGCUGUAUAUGGCUUAAGACAGCUGGGUUGGUGUUGGUAUAAAAUGUUAAGUAAAAUAUUAAUUGAAGAAUUAAAAUUUAAAAUUGUUGAUGUUAAUCAAACAGUAUUCUUAAGGGAAGAAAAUAAUGAAAUAAUAAUAAUUUCAAUUUAUGUGGAUGAUAUAUUUACAGUAUAUUCAAAUGAUAAAAUUUAUAAUAAUUUUACAAGUAAUUUAAAGAAUUUUGUUGAAUUUAAAGACUUAGGAUUAAUUUCAGAAUUCUUAGGUAUUCAAUUUGAACAUACAAAUAAUAAAAUUAGAAUACAUCAACCUAAGUUUUUACAAGAAUUAAUUAAUAAUUGUGAUGUUAAACAUCUUGAUAAGAAAUAUAUACCUAUAAUUAAAGAUAAUGAAAAGGUGAAGGGAAGUAAAGUUUCCGUAUUUUAUGAAAAAGAGCAAGAUACAAAUUUAUUAAAUGAUUAUGAUAAAAGAAAAUAUCAAUCUAUAACAGGAUCAUUAUUAUGGGCAGCAAACAAUACUAGACCAGAUAUAUGUUUUGCUGUAUUCGUAUUAGCAUCAAAAGGUUGUAAUCCAACCAUAAAAGAUUUGGACAAUGCAUAUUAUUGUUUGAAAUAUAUAAAUCAUACAAUUGAUUUUGGAAUUGAAUAUAUUAAAAGAGAUCAUGUUUAUACUGAUAAAUUAUUAAACUCAGAAAUUGAAAUAUUUGCAGAUGCAAGUUUUGCACCAAAAAGUGAUAGACAUUCAGUAUCAGGAAAAAUAAUAUAUAUUGAUAAAAAUUUAAUAUCAUGGAAUUCAAAGAAACAAAGAAUUACAGAACUUAGUACUGCUGCUGCUGAAAUGCAUAGUUUAACACUUGCAGUUGAAGAAGCUAUAAAUAUUAGAAAAUUUUUAAUAUCAUUGGAAUGUAAUGUAAAAGAUUGUAUUGCAAGAACUGAUAAUUCAGUAGUAGCUCAAAACUCAAAUAAUAUUAAUGCUAGACAUUCAAAGAAAAUUAUAGAUACAAAUCUAAGUUAUAUAAAAGAUUUAGUAUUAGAUUUGAAAAUAUUAAAAGUAAUUUGGAUUCCAUCGAAAGAAAAUUUAGCUGAUAUUUUUACUAAAGCAAUGGGCAAAACUCAAUUUGAAGAUUUGAAAACAAGAUUAUUACAAAAAGAUUCAUAUCAAGAACUAUUAUAUUUAAUUCAAAUGGAUUUACAUGAAUUUGUCUUUCAUGAUAAUCUAGACAAAAAGGGAAGUGUUGAAAAUCCAUUAAUGACACAAAAUGAAAUAUGA
Molecule: messenger RNA, 2220 nt
Organism: Lodderomyces pseudojiufengensis
Lineage: Eukaryota; Fungi; Ascomycota; Pichiomycetes; Serinales; Debaryomycetaceae
Product: Ty1/Copia family ribonuclease HI
Exons: 2
Coding region: 1-2220 (739 amino acids)
Source: RefSeq, a predicted model, not a curated record